This is a messenger RNA of Cajanus cajan (pigeon pea), 1327 nucleotides long. RefSeq names its product ribosomal RNA processing 4 (gene RRP4). The record is from RefSeq and is a predicted model, not a curated record. Gene Ontology annotation, biological process: U4 snRNA 3'-end processing; nuclear polyadenylation-dependent rRNA catabolic process; exonucleolytic trimming to generate mature 3'-end of 5.8S rRNA from tricistronic rRNA transcript (SSU-rRNA, 5.8S rRNA, LSU-rRNA). Gene Ontology annotation, cellular component: nuclear exosome (RNase complex); cytoplasmic exosome (RNase complex). Gene Ontology annotation, molecular function: RNA binding. Lineage: Eukaryota; Viridiplantae; Streptophyta; Magnoliopsida; Fabales; Fabaceae.
CCCAAACUUCAAGUUUGAAAGAGGAAUUAGAAAUGGCGGUGGUAGCACCGUGAGGUUUAGGGUUUCUUCUUCUUCUUCCAUUCUUCAGUGUUUGCACAGAGACAGAUGGAGAGAGAAGUGAGAGGGAUACAGUUACCGUUAAGCCAAACUCAGAAGGUUCGUCUUCAGAAGGCUCUAGAACAGUUACAGUCUCUGUCAUUGAAGGUGAAUUUCGAUGCUUCGGUGGUCGUCGCCGAUUCCAUCUCCGUCAACCACGAAGACGGCGUUCUCAAGGGGCACGGAACCGCCGACCUCAACGGCGAAGUCGUCGCCACCGUCUGCGGCGUCGUUGAGCGUGUCAACAAACUUGUCUACGUCCGUGCCUUACGCUCCCGGUAUAAACCUGAGGUCGGUGACAUCGUUAUAGGGCGUGUUGUUGAGGUUGCUCAGAAGCGUUGGAGAUUGGAGAUAAAUUACAGUCAGGAUGCAGUUUUGAUGCUUUCUUCUAUGAAUAUGCCUGAUGGUGUCCAGAGGCGGAGGACCGCUGUGGACGAGCUAAACAUGCGCUGCAUUUUUGAGGAGAAUGAUGUUGUUUGUGCUGAAGUUCGUGGUUUCCAGCAUGAUGGCUUACACCUUCAAGCAAGGAGUCGGAAGUAUGGAAAGCUUACUAGAGGUCAACUGCUUAGAGUCUCACCUUAUUUAGUGAAGAGACAAAAACAACAUUUCCAUCAUCUGGAGGAAUUUGGUAUUGAUUUGAUACUUGGCUGUAAUGGGUUCAUAUGGGUUGGGGAACAUAUUGAAGCCAAAGAUGACAUGGUAGAAGAUCAAGUGAACCAAUCUGAUCCACAAGUUCUAUUGCCUAGUAAAAAUAGUGUGAGUCUUGAAGAACAAGAGAAAAGUUAUACAACAUUGGAGACAAGAAAAUACAUAUGCAGAGCUGCUAAUGCUAUUAGAGUAUUAUCAACCUUAGGCUUCAAUAUUACAUUGGAAAUCAUCAAGGGAAUUAUUGAUCUAAGCCUAUCUUUGAAUCUUGAUAUACAUGAUAUGCUUGGUUCUGAGUUUUGUGUUCUGGUUGCCGAAAAAGAGGCAGAAAGGAGAAGCUCAAAUAAAAAGAAGCGGUAGAUUGUGAAAUGGUGGGGCUUUUUGGCCUGAUUACUUUAAUUUGAUUUACAAUGUAUUAAAUUGGUGUAAACUUUGAAAGAAAAAAUUCCCAAAAUAGUGUAAGUCACAUUUGAGGUGAGCAAAGUAUAAAAAGGAACUAAUGGAUGAGCGAUGGAAUGAAUGUUUAAAAGAGUUGUAUUUGUUUGUUGUGACUUUUUUUUAUUAAUAUUUCUAUGUAGUUGUUAGA